This is a messenger RNA of Brassica oleracea var. oleracea, 560 nucleotides long. Its product is annotated as small nuclear ribonucleoprotein SmD3b. Gene Ontology annotation, cellular component: U12-type spliceosomal complex; spliceosomal tri-snRNP complex; precatalytic spliceosome. Lineage: Eukaryota; Viridiplantae; Streptophyta; Magnoliopsida; Brassicales; Brassicaceae. Gene Ontology annotation, biological process: spliceosomal snRNP assembly; RNA processing. Bases 89 to 472 code for a protein of 127 amino acids. The transcript is spliced from 5 exons. Gene Ontology annotation, molecular function: RNA binding. The record is from RefSeq and is a predicted model, not a curated record.
CUAGGCUGCAGUGAAAGAGAAAAGGCGACGACGAAGGGUUCAAUUAGGGUUUUCUGCGAAUCGCAGCUUCUUCGAAAAAAACCGAGAGAUGAGCCGAAGCUUGGGGAUACCAGUGAAGCUUCUUCACGAGUCUUCGGGUCAUACAGUGACGGUGGAGCUGAAGAGCGGCGAGCUGUACAGAGGAAACCUGCUCGAGUGUGAGGAUAACUGGAACUGCCAGCUCGAGGACAUCACCUACACCGCCAAGGAUGGUAAGGUAUCACAGCUUGAGCAUGUCUUCAUCCGAGGCAGCAAAGUCAGGUUUAUAGUGAUACCAGACAUGCUGAAGAAUGCUCCAAUGUUCAACCGAGUAAAUGCUAAAAUCAAGGGAAAGAGCUCAAUAGGUGUAGGCAGAGGUAGACCUGCAAUGCGAGGCAGAGGUACUGGGCGUGGGACAGGAGGAAGGGGAGGCGCACCACCUGUGAGGAGAUAAGCUCUUCGUCUAUGAGACAAUUAUAUUCAGCAUUGAGGAGAAGCAGCCAUCUUCAGCUUUUCGUUUAUGCAUUUUGGGUACACAGUAA